Molecule: messenger RNA, 1644 nt
Organism: Mesorhabditis spiculigera
Lineage: Eukaryota; Metazoa; Nematoda; Chromadorea; Rhabditida; Rhabditidae
Source: the annotation of a GenBank genome assembly
AUGAGCAGCGAGGGCCAGAAGCAGUUCGCUCGAUUGGCUGAUUCGAAGAAGCCGAUCGUCGCUGCCAUUAUGGGAUCGUGCCUGGGCGGUGGUCUGGAGCUUGCUAUGGCUUGCCACUACCGCAUUGCUGUCAACGACAAGAAGACGCAACUCGGCUUGCCAGAGGUGAUGCUCGGGCUUCUUCCCGGGGCCGGUGGAACCCAGCGCUUGCCUAAGCUCGUCGCGUUGCCGACAGCGCUGGACAUGAUGCUCACCGGGAAAAAGCUGAAGGCGAAGAAAGCCAAGCAAGCGGGCCUUGUUGACUCCGUCGUCGAACCCCUAGGUGAUGGACUGGGACCCGCUUCGGAAAUCACGCACAAGUAUCUUGAAGAGAUCGCUGUCACGGCAGCUAAAAAUCUCAUCAAUGGCUCUUUGAAGAUCGAUCGGACGCGCCCAUUGCUUGAACGUGUUACAAGCGCUGUAACGAACAAUCGGGUGGUACUGGACAAUGUCGUGCUGAAGAUGGCCCGUGAUAAGGUGAUGAAACUGACGAAGGGCAACUAUCCGGCGCCAUUGAAAAUUCUGGAAGUCGUGCGCGAGGGAAUUGUCGGUGGCCCGGCCAAAGGCUAUGCUAUGGAAUCUCAGUAUUUCGGUGAACUGGCAAAGACUACACAAUCAGCCGCCUUGAUCGGUCUCUUCAAUGGAUCGACUGAUUGCAAGAAGAACAAAUAUGGAGAAGGCCGACCUGUCAAGGAGAUUGCCGUGGUCGGUGCUGGCUUGAUGGGGGCUGGAAUUGCCAAUGUCACCAUUGACAAAGGCAUUCGUUCGGUGCUUCUUGAUGUCAACCAGUCGGGCUUGGAGCGCGGCCAGAACCAGAUUCUGACCCAUCUUUCCACGGCUGUCAAGCGGAAGAGGCUGAGCCUUUUGGAAAAGGAGAGGAUCGUCACCAACCUUGAGGCGACCACCGACUACAGCCGGAUGAAGAAUGCUGAUAUUGUCAUCGAAGCCGUCUUUGAAGAUCUUUCCCUGAAGCACAAGGUGGUCAAGCAGAUUGAGUCCAUCGUCCGUCCGGAAUGCAUUGUCGCAACCAACACUUCCGCUCUGCCAAUUGCCGAUAUCGCCAAAGCCAGCGCCCGCCCGGAAAAUGUGGGACUGGACGUCGCAGAGCAUGUUGCUCAUUUCCUCUCGGGCGCCCUCGGAGCGCGAGUGGGCGGCGGAAACCCACAGAUUUACACGGAUCUGGUGGCAGCUGGCAUGAAGGGAAGGAAGUCGAACAAGGGCUUCUACAAUUAUGGGGAUGGCAAGAAGGGCAGCAAGAAGGCGAACGAGGAGGCCCUAAAGAUCAUCAAGAAAUACCGCGUGGCCGCCCCAGCCGACGUCAGCAGCGUUGAGGACCAGCAGAUCAGAGUGCUUUGCCGCUUCAUCAACGAAGCCAUGUACUGCCUUCAAGAGGGUGUGAUUAGCCAACCGUCUGACGGCGACAUCGCUUCGGUGUUUGGCGUUGGCUUCCCGCCCUUCUGGGGUGGCCCCUUCCGCUUCGUCGACCUCUACGGAGCCGAAAAGCUGGUCACCAAAAUGGAUAAGUACUCCCGCGCCUAUAACCGCGAACAGUUUGCGCCGGCUCAGAUUCUCCAGGAUUACGCGAAGUCUGGCAAGAAGUUCUAC